This is a messenger RNA of Oxyura jamaicensis (ruddy duck), 9170 nucleotides long. RefSeq names its product proline rich 14 like (gene PRR14L). Lineage: Eukaryota; Metazoa; Chordata; Aves; Anseriformes; Anatidae. The record is from RefSeq and is a predicted model, not a curated record. Bases 96 to 6458 code for a protein of 2120 amino acids. The transcript is spliced from 9 exons.
GUGAGGUCAGAAGGGGGGGGGGCGGGAGGAGCGGAGCGGGGCUGCAGCAGGGUAAGCCGUGAAAAGCUCCAGACAACGGACCUCCCGCUGCCCCGAUGCUAUCAGCUGGGGUGGAAUGUCUCCUUGAUUCUGCCGUUAACGGUGUAACAGAGGAGUUCUACGCCGCACUGCCAGCCAGCGUCUCCACGGAGCUGAUGGCUGUAUCGGAGCCUACCAUUAGAUUAGAUGCAAAGGCUGAUGUAUCAACACCUGUGCCCGCGCGUAGCAGCAGCCUGUUGUCUGAGCAUCACGGGACUUCGGGGGUAGAAGGCUUUUGCCAGAAGACAGAGGAGCUGGAUGAUAUGGUCAGAGCGAUUUCUCAUGGGCCAGCAGAAUCCCAUCCUGAAGAGUUACUGAGGGACGGAGACCUUGAAGAGGAUGAAAAAAACAAAAGACAAAACUUUAGGGAACUAGACUGUUCUGGUGGUGGAUACCAGCAAGAAGACAAAGGGGCUGGGGAUUGGUCAAAACAAGAGAAUCCUCACAUAAGCCAGCAUAAGGCAAAGUCUUCAAGAAGCUGUUGCACUGAAAUAGCAGGAUCUCUGAAGAACAAAGAAGAAAACCAAGCAAAUGUUCAGGUGACAGCUGAAACUCUGCCAAAGCCUACUGAAGAUGUACAAGGUAUGAUGGCUGAUGGGGCUAGGAUAUUUAGUAAAGCAGAAUACCAGAAUGACAGUGUGAGUCGAGGUCUUCCACGUGAGAGCGAUCAAUGUCCAGAUGUAGACACAGUCAUGGCCAGAGCUGGAGUUUCAGAAACCAGCUUGUUAGAUUUUUCAGAGCCUUUAAAAGUAAUGGACAUUGAAACAACCACAGAACCACAAGAAAUAAGUGAACAUAAUGGGUUGAAAGCCUAUACUGACAUGUCAUUGAGAACAGGUGGCAAUGUUGUAUCUAUUUUGGAGACUAGAAAAGAUAAGUUACCCAGACAAAAUCCUGUUAAUGAAUUCAGUACAUCACUUGCUAAUUGCCAGACUUAUCAGCAGGAUGAAGAAAACAAUGCUCAUGACUUCUGUACUGUUCCUCUACCUAAACAGAAUGAACUUGAUAGAUUGUCAUCAGUAGAAAGUGGUAGAAUGCUCUCCAUAGAAAGUUGUGAAGGUUUAUGUUCAGUUCUGAAAAGCAUCUGGUACCCGGACUGUAGAAAUACGUUGCUAGAAAACAAUAGUACUGCAAUGCAUAAAAUUAUCAAUGAAACCCAAAAAAAGUAUCUUCCUGAAAACAUGGAAAGUCAGACUAACUAUGAGCAUGGAACUGGGUUUGUAGAAAAUUGGACCUAUGCAUCCAUGCCAGUAGAGCAUCUCUCAGUGGUAAGCAACAAAGAAUUAUCUAGUGCUCAAACUGAUUGUAGGGAAGAAAGUGAUAAUAUAGGUAAAUAUUACGGCUUUGAAUUUGAAGAAGCUGCUGAAACCCAAAGGAAAAUUGCUGUGGGAUGUAAUGCUGAAGCUGGUAGCUUGCCUGAAGCUCCAGAGGGUGCUAAUUCUGAGCAUGGUCAUUCUUCAGUUUUUAGUUCUAUUCCUUCAUCUUGUGAGGAUUUCUCAAAAGAAAACAUAAAAAUGGUCCCAUCAGAAGUUGAUAAGUGGAAAAAGGACCACUGGCAAUUCUCUGUCAGUGACCUAUGCAAGGAUGGUGCCAAAGAAAAUAGAUUAUUGAAGGACAUGAACAGCAUUAGUUCCCAUGAAAUUAGACAGACAGAUGUAUGCAUUUAUAAUGCCUACAGUAAAAUUUGUCCUCCCAGUAGCCAUAGCUGUCUGGACCAUACCACUAAGGUAGAAAAAGGGUCACCUGAGGUAGAAUUGUUUGAAAAGGAAUCUGAGAGUAAUACAAAGUCAGAAGAGUUGGUUGGCAGUUUAGUUGACACUACAGAAGCCAAUAGUAAUGACACUUUGUCCGCUGGCAAAGAAACUAAUUUGAUUUAUACACUAAAUGUAACUCUACCUCCUGUUGCACAAAAAUCAAGAGAACCUCACUGUAAUGAGUGUCUUCCUUGUACUACUAAUGAAGUUGCAAGCAGGGACAAGGCUCAGGAUAGUCUAUCUGGAAAAGAAUCAGCUGAUGCUUCUGGGACAACAGAGGAACAAGUUGCUGAAUUUGUACUUCAUAGAGACAAUUUUGAGUCUUCAAUAAAUCCCAAGACUUUUGAUGCACAUAAUAUGACAAGAAAAAAAUCCCAAAAGUCUUUAGCAGGGAAUAUAGGAAGUGUGGACACUGGUUUAGAAAAUGAACGUAGUGACACAUGGCAUUGUCAUAAUCAGAGUGUAAAAGACCAGCAUACAGUUGCCAGUACUUCCUUUACUUUAUCAGGGUGUACACAUAUAGACGAUGCUCUCCCAAGCAAUCAUUCUUUUAAGGCUGACGUUGAGAUGAAGAUUGAAGAACAUGAUAGUUUGGAAGGAGAAGCUUCACCUGGAUGUAAUGGUAAAAAGGCUAUCGUCUUUCUGGAAGAUCACUUCCCUUUGGCAUGUGGAUCUCUUCCUUCUGAAGAUUACUUGGGCAACAGAGAUGUAGCUCUGCAUGGGAUAAAUGACAUUUCCACAACAAAAAACAUGUUUUGCUCAACUAAUACUGCAGAGGAGCCUACUGCUACCUUGGUAGGAGAUGAGGUUUCAAAUAAGAAUAUGAAGGUUGGAAAUGUGAAACAAUUUGAUCUUUAUAAAGUAACAGAUGUCAGUGAAAUUAUUUGUGGCAAAGAUGAGGUAAGAGAACAAAUUAGCAUGUGUGCUCUCCAGACAGAUGAAUUUGAUAAAAUAAGAACUGUGAGUUCUCCAAGGGCUCCUGAAUGCAUUUGGAGGAGUAAGACUAGUGAACAGCUAUUAGUCAGAUAUUUGAACAAAACAAAAUGUGUUCAUAAUUUUGGAUUUUGCAACUCUCCAUUAGGCCUGAAGAUGAAAGAACUAGGCACAUAUGAGAAGAAAGAAGUGUCAUCACUCACAGCUAACCCUUCUGAGUAUAGCACUUCAACCUGUGAUUGUCCAUUACUCAGCAAUGUGAAUAUUCAAACAAGACAUGCUACCAAAACAGAAAAGACCCUUUGUCCAAUGGAAAAUCAGUUUCUUGCACAUCAAAGCGAGUUUAAUGGCCCAAUUCCAGGCAGCAAGCAUCCAGAAAGUUUAAACAAACCACCAAACACUCGUUUACGAUCUAUGGCUACUUCUGUGGAAGAAACUAAAAUAUCAAUUGGCUCUAGUCAAAGUGAAGAGAAACUGUUUAAAAAAUUUGAUGACCUGCCUCCCUUGGUUCAUAAAUAUGUAAGGGAAGAUGGUUUUCAAGGAACUAUAAAAGAGAAUGUUGUGGAUUUUGACUCUUUAAAUGGUAUAAGAAAUGCAGACUCUUCAGGAUGCUUGGGCUUCAUCAGUGAUCUAAUUCAGGUGAAGACAACAGAACUAAAAGAACAAGAAAACAGAUGUGGAAGAGAAGGUAAAGAAACCCUUGAAGAAAGCCUUUCUGACAGCAAAUCACGACAUGUUCUAGCUGUGAAAGACAUGUAUGGAACCCUACCAGAAGGUGGUGACUGUGGACGGAAGUUUAAGAAUGAAUGUGUAAAGGAGAAGAUUGAAAGCAAAAUAGCUCCUAGAAAAAAGUUGCCCAUACAUUCUUUCCUUGAUGGAGAAGAUUUCCAAUGGGCUUUGUUAGAAGGUUCAAAAGAAUCUGGUAGCAAAACAGUCCCUGUCAGUACUGAGAAUUAUGAAAAUGUUUUUGAAGAAAUCCCAAGAUCUAACCGAAAUUUUUCAAAAGAAAGAAAAAAUACUACAAAGCUUGCACACUUAGCAGGUAUCAGUCUGCGUCCAGAAACUGUGCAAGACUGUCAAACUGAAGAUGCACCUGACACAGAAAUUUCACCAGAAUUCCAAUAUAAUACAACACCCCCACUUUAUCCGUCUAUGAAUAUACUAUCAAACAGUUGCAAAGAAUCAUCACCAAAUUGUGUUUGCCAUGAAGUAUGUGUGCCUUAUAAAUUAAAUGCACAGAGCAAAGAUAAUGUAAAGAAAACUACAGGAUGUCAAGACACUAUACCAGGUUAUUCAGUUUGCAAGGAAAAUAAGGCUUUAGGUUCAGAGAGACUUGAUCAAGUGGAGAAAUGUCAGGCACUUAAACGAAAGAAAAAGUAUGAAGAGAUGGAACUACAUUUGUCAGACAAGGCACAACAAGAAAAGAAGUCGGAAUACCAAGUGAAAGCAAAAAUCACGCUGCAACCAAGCAUAUUGGAUAGUUCCGAACUUUUAUGCGGUUCUUCAGCUGAAUUGGUGAUGGCAAGAAAUACAAAGUUUGAAGGUCCUUCAGAGGAGAUUUUUGCUUUUAAAAGCAGUGAAAAUAAACUACAUAGCACUUUACAAGAACUCAAAAGGCCAAAGAUUACCCCUGAUACAAUUAGUUCACAGUUUUUGAAGGCUCAGGAUUCAGAAAUGGAAAACCUGAACCUUAAUUUAAGCUAUAGUGGAAUUCCCCGUGCCUUUGGAACUACAAAUAAAUUAAGAGGACCUCUUUCAUUAAAAAGACAGCCUGGAAGGACGUGCAAGAAAGUUCCCACUUCGUAUCAAGUAGAAACUGUAAGAAAAAUGAAAAAAAUUAAAAGUUCAACUUUUUUGAAGACUCCCUCAGAAAUGCCCCCUAACCAGGAAAAUACACUCCUCAAAUCUUUAUACUUUACAUAUAAACCACCAACAGUGGAAAAGGAAAUAGCCAUGAGAUUCGUACGUAUGCCAAGGCCCUCUGCCAAGAGGUGCAGUUUGUUGAACAGCUUGAAAUGUAGAAAAUGUACCAAAGAACCAGCAUUGCUGAGCAAGCUGUCUGCAUUGGCUAGCAAACUACUGGCACCUGCCAAAAGCAUCCAUAACAUAGAACCACUGCCAUGUUCUUCUGAAAUUCUUCCAGUGGCUGAGCGGUACAGCCAACGUAGAUCUAAGAAUCUAUUGGAAGCUUUGUCUUGCAUUAACAGGAACUUACACUCACGCUGGGCUGACAGUUGGUGUACCAAGAUGUUCAGCUUUCAGUCUUUGGCACUUUACCCUGUAGGAUCUACCAAAAUAUCUUUUUUAGACUUGAGCAACAACUCUCCAUCCUCUUUCUUGGAUACCCCGGUUUUCCCAAUCUCUUUUCACAUAAAAUUGGACUCCAGUCCUGUGACAGACGUAACAGGGAUUACAUCUCGGCACUCUCGACACCACAGACCAGUUUUGGGAGAAAUGCCGGCACCACCUUCAAAGUGGACAUUCUCUUUUCUCCUGUCUCAGAGCUGUUUGGAUGCAACAGCUUUCAAGGAAGAUUCCAGUCUAGAUAAUGAGCUGCCUGCCCCUCUCUCUGUAACAACCCCAGGGGCUGUUGCCGUUCAUCAUGACCACAGAAGAAAUGCCGUAGCUGAAAGAAUGGGAAGUUGCUCCAUGCUUGGCCUUCACACGGUGCUAGCACUUUCUUCCCCUGGAUGUUACAGGAUUUGGACGAGAAGAAGAAACUUAACCAGUCAUAUUCCUACUGUCCAGAGACUAUUUAUAUCCCAAUUCAAACAGGGUUUGAAAGGGGCAAGGUAUGGAACUAAUGUAUCGGAUGACCUCGUCUCGUCCUUGCCGUACUCCCUGGGCAGGGCCCUAUCCUUAUGGAGUCAGCAUGGUCCUUCUGCUUGUCCCUCCGAAAUCACUCCUCUUCAUUCCAAUCACUGCAAGUGGCAGCCAAGUGUGGGCAUCGAGAACAGCUAUGCCAUGUUACCACACUUACCUGUACAGAGUAUGGAAGCACUACAGACUGUGGGUCGUGAGAUACUUCUGGAACCUUCAUUCCUUCUUUCAUUACCAAAGUCUCGCUCACUUCCAGAAGCAUUGCCAUCUUCCCCCAGGCUUCCAGCAUCUGAACUCCAGGCCCCUGCCCUUGAUGAAGCUAAGACUUCUAUUCCAGCCUGUUUUAGAUCUCAAGAUAACACAGAACUGAAAAAAACUGAGCCAGAAAAGAGGCCAAAGAAAGUCUCACAGAUCCGAAUCAGGAAAACUGUUCCUAAACCAGCUUGUCACCUUACUCCAAUGGGACUACCCAAACCAAAAAGGCUUAAGAAAAAAGAAUUUACUUUAGAAGAAAUUUACACAAACAAGAACUACAAAUCCCCUCCGUCAGCCAGGAGCUUGGAAACAAUCUUCGAAGAGCCCAAGGAGAAAAAUGGACGCUUGAUCUCUAUCAGCAAGCAGAAGAGAAAGCGGAUUCUAGAGUUUCAGGAUUUCACUCUUCCUCGGAAGAGGAAGGCACGAGGCAAAAUCAAAGCAGUGGGUAGUUUCACCCGAGCAAAAAAAGCUGCACUGCAAAGUGCAGAGUUAGAUGCCCUUCUGAGUCAGAAACUAAUGGACCUUGAAGCCUUUUUUGCAAAGGAGGCUGAGCAGGAGCAGGCCUCUGUCAUCCGAGGGAGCCAUUCAGCUGAAUAUGGCCCAAAUCAGCUACUUUAGUAUUUAGUCUUUUUGGGAGAAAUCUACUGACUUCUUCAUACCUUACUCUACCACUCUUUUCUAAUACCUGAUGAUAAGUUAUUGGCUGUGUCCCUCUUUAAGGUGCUAUUUUUUAUUUUUUUUUAAUGCUACUGGAGGGAUCCUCUUAGGGUCCCGGUGUGAGUGUAACACAGCCAUGUUAAGACUUACCUUCCUUCCCCACCCUCUGGAAGUUAUGGCUAACGUUUAAUGAUGUUUAAUGACCUUUUGAGGGUAGAGUAGGAGUAUGAAAGAGGAAGUAGUGUACCUUCAGUGAUGCUAGGAAUCUGUACUCCAAAACAUUUGCACAUUUGAAUCUGCUGUUACUACUGUAAUGGCUAUUUUGGACAACCUGACAGAAGAGGUAAAGAUAAGUUUUAACAAACACGUUCUUGAUAUACCACUAACUUUUUAAUAAUUAAAAGUAGCAGUCUGGACUUGCUUUCAAUUAUUUCUUCCUUCUGUUUACUUAGAAGGUUCCUUCUGACUUUCUGUGCCCUUUCUGGCUUCAGGCAGCAGAAGCCCAACGUAACUAGAAUUUAAAUAACUUGCACUUUGUAUAUAUUUGUUUAUUUGCAGUAUGAGGACACCUUUUAACAUGAUCUGAGAUUUUUAAAAAAAUAAUAUUUUCAGAAAAGAAGGUGCCCAGUGCUAAUUUUUCCCCAAUAGCAGAGUAAGUUUUUACCUAAUUGGCUGAUGCUUUAUACCUCUUCUCCAGAGGCAAAGCCCAAGAGGAUGUUAAGUUGCAGGAUAUGCAAGUAGAGCUUUUAAUUUAACUCAGCUGAGCUGCUGCAUACUGGAAACACCAGCAAAAUCUUUGAUUCUCAUUUUUAAGUGAUUUUAAUUUCGGUAAAAAUAUCACCUUCACUUUAACACCAACAGGAAAAAAAAUCUGUUUUGAUUUUUUUAAAACAUUUUAGUUUUACAAUCCAUACAGCUCAAAAUUAGAUGCCCUUUGUACAGCACCAUUGUACAUAAUAGCUGGUGCUAUACAAAGAGCCUCCUAGCAUGUCAAAAGUAUUUGUUUUUCAUUUUGUGAGGCCAUUUGUAAUUAUCUGAUGCAGCACCAGGCAAUUUCUCAGCCAUAGCUUUUAAAGGAAGAGAGCUCCCUUCUGGGGUAACUUCUGUUAAACCUACUUGAAGCAUGAUUCAAAAUGAAUGCUAGCUGCAGUACAGGUAAUUUCUGUCCCUUAGUGCCUAUAGAAGUUAUUCAUGCAAAGCUGUCAUUGCUGGGAUGCUCAAAUUUAAUUGGUCUAUUCUUUUAUUUGUCACUUAAAACUUGCACUUUCUUACUUACCUACCUAUGUAAUGAAGUUCCUAUUCACCUUCAGAAUGAACAAAUAUCUAGUGGGUAGGUAUUUUAAUCAAGUCCCAGUAAAUGCAGGACUGAAAACACCAUCAUUAUCUUCUGCUGCUCUGCCAUUUCUGUUACUGGCCUAACAGGAAACUCAAAAUUAACAAGCAAUCUGUUGAAUUCCAGAGCUUUGAAAGUAGAGAGAUGAAAGAGGAAUAUUACAUUCUCUGUGCCUGAGUCUUGAGAGAAAUGUAUUCUGGGUUUGCUCCACUCUCAGCUUACGUGCUGGGAUUCCUGGAAGUUUACAUUCUCGUUUUGGAGGCUAACUAUCUUUAGUCAGCAAGACUGAAGAAAAGAGAAAAGUGCAGACUUAGGGUAGUGUUGUUUGGGUUUUGGGGAUAAAAUAACAAGGUAGGCAAACUUUGAACAUAUUAACAUACUAUUUCAGCAGCAAGGUCUGGUUAACCUAUUUGAGCUGCUGUAGAACAUUUUAAUUGAUCCUCUUUAUUUUUAUAAAAAUAAAUACCUAAAAUAAAAUAAAGGUCAACCACCUUUUCAAAAAAUAUUUGAAACUUUCCCUGUGUUGGUUUAUUGCCCAAAUAUUGACUGGUUGGAAGCUGUAGCAAGAGUGAUGUGUGUGUGUAUGUAUGUAUGUAUAUGUGUGUAUAUAUAUAUAUACAUAUAUAUAAUUUUUUUAUGGUUUUAAAGCUGUAGAAUGGGAUUGUGGCACAGUGUUAAUUUACCUUCUAUUAAUAUGGCAGUCUUCUAGUGCUGUGACACAAUUGAGCUGUAACCUCACUGGGGCUUUUAAGAAAACAAGGAUAUGGGUGCGGAGGGAGGAAACUUGGGUCCAAGCACAGUUUGUACUUCUAGUGUGCUUCAAAACAUGGAAUUUGUUGUUUUUUCCUUAGUGUGUGGCUUGUUUUGUUGUAUUUUUAUCUGCUUCCUUGCUCUGCCUUAUUUCUGAUUGCUUUGAAAUAACAACUUUUAACAGUUACAGGAGAGGGAGAUGGAAGAAAAUGCCAGAUUCCCUUUUAUUUACAAAAACUGAAGGAGUUAGAAAAUGAUGUAGCAGUUGCCUAGCUUGUCCCACACCUUAGAGCUUGUGGAAACCCAGAUAUACAGCAUUAUUCUGUUUUGGUUUAGUAUUUGUAUGAUAGAGAUGCAAACUAACGGAGACAAAGCAUCUUUUUCUUCCUCCCCACACCCCCUUCAGGAACGUAUGUCAGUCAUUCUUGUGCACUUUUCCUUUUUUCCCUCUCCCACUUCUAUCCCUAUUUAAAACACUCAUGGAACAGCCUUGUUCCUUGUGGCUACUGCUUGUAACUGGGAGUGAGGAUGGUGCAAAGGUAGGUAUUUGCCACUCUGAGCUGCUUCUGUCUCAGGUAACUGAAGGAAAA